UGGCAAGGUAAACACACAGAUGGUGGGCGUACUUUACACGAAACAAAAAUACAAACUUGCGAAAAAAUGGCUGGGUUUACAGGAUUUAGCGAAGAAGAUAUACGUCGUUUUAAAAUGCAAGGAGAAAGCAUUGAUUUGAAUGAAAAUACUAGGAAGGAGCCUGCAAAGAAAGCUACAAUGAAUUCUUCCGGCAAACGGUCUAAACCACGGGAGAAAAUUCGUACUAAAUCGAAUAGCAACGCUGUGAAAACAAAUGUGAAGGUGUCUGAUUACUCUAGCUCAGGAAUUGAAUCAGAUGUAAAAGAAACACCAGCAAAACCAGGCAAAGAAGAAGUCAUUCACCAAGCUAUAAUCCAAGAGAAAACACGAGAGAUUGAAGUUAUCAUGGAAAGUGAAAAAGUUAAGGAAAUUGAGCUGUCAGAUCUUGAAAAGAUGCAGCAAAAACAAAAAGAAAUGGAGAUUAUUAAUAAAAAGAAAGAGAAAAUGCUUCAGGCAGCUUUAAAACAGAGAUAUGCAAAAACCAAGAGAGAGACAGAAACAUUAAAACUUGUCCAAAAAGAGCUGAACCAUUUAGAUAAUCUACUUUACUCUGAUGUGCAAGUCUUAAGAGAUAAAAUUGACAAUGCUUGUCGUGAAUUUGAUUCAGCCAGGAAGCGCUAUGAAAGAGCUGAAAAAGAGUUUAUCAAUGCAAAAGUCAAUCUCCAUGAUAAAACAGAGUUGAAGGAUCAACUGGCUGAGCAUUUGUGUUCUAUAAUUCAACAAAAUGAAGAACGAAAGGCAAAAAAAUUAGCAGAACUUAUGGCAAAACUUGAAUUAGCUGAUCGAGAGGCGAACUUUGAUGAAGCUGAAUGUGAUUCUAAUGAUAUAAUUGGGAAAACUAACUCGAACUCACACGAAAUACAAGAAGCUUCAGAUGUAAAGACAUCUUCUAAUAAUGAUAGGAAUCUAAGUACUUCUGUUGAAACUGUUAGCAGCGAAAAAAUCGCUCAUGACAUAGUGAAAGAACAUUUAGCUAGCGACAAUAGGACAGUGGAAACCCAGUCUAUUGCUUAAUCAAUUCAAAAAAGAUAUAUUUUUAUAAUUCACAUAUAUUUUUCACUUUCACCCCAUUAUCAAUACAAACAAAGUAUGUUUUAUAUAUCUGUCACUUGGUAAAUAUGUUUGAAUUUUC
Molecule: messenger RNA, 1171 nt
Organism: Xenia sp. Carnegie-2017
Lineage: Eukaryota; Metazoa; Cnidaria; Anthozoa; Malacalcyonacea; Xeniidae
Product: RAB6-interacting golgin-like
Exons: 4
Coding region: 67-1053 (328 amino acids)
Biological process (GO): non-motile cilium assembly
Source: RefSeq, a predicted model, not a curated record